AUGUACUUCUCUGCUGCUGCCAUCGCCGCCGCUCUGGCCUUUGCCCAGACCGCGCUUGCGGCUCCCGUCAGCGACAAGGUCGCCGCUCGCAGCGACCCGCACGAGCUCGACUUCCGCACCUUUGGUGUCGAGGGCUGCCACGACGAGAACCAGGGUGUCUACACCCUCGAGCUGUCGUCGAACCACAUCUGCCAGCAGUUUGUCGACCCCAUUGGCAGCCUCAUCGCUUCUGACAACCUGUGCACCCGUAUGUCCCCCUGCCUUGACCCGACAUGGUACGAUUUGAAGAGCACUGCUAACGGUUUAGUCACCAUCUAUGCCGACACCGACUGCUCCGUGUCCCCCGUGGUCGUGCCGACCAAUGUCUGCCAGAACGGUGUGUGGCAGUCGUACAAGAUGGACUGCUAG
Sporothrix schenckii 1099-18 is the source of this 408-nucleotide messenger RNA. RefSeq lists its product as uncharacterized. Lineage: Eukaryota; Fungi; Ascomycota; Sordariomycetes; Ophiostomatales; Ophiostomataceae. The transcript has a single exon. The coding region runs from base 1 to 408 and encodes 135 amino acids. The record is from RefSeq and is a predicted model, not a curated record.